CACGGCAGACGCAGGUUAAACAUCACAUCCCCGGCGCUCCCAGCCUGACGCGCAGGUCCCGUCGCUCUUUGUCUCCCCGCGUUGUCAGCAGGAUCACAAAACACGCUUUUAACUCCCAGACAGCUUUUAAUUGCUGCUCUCCUUUUUUUGCAAUCGAGAAAUGAGUCAUAAAGCUCUCAUGUUGUUCGUUUUUCUCCAAUAUUUUUCUGUAUUUUUGUCGUCCGCUACUGGGGAAAACUCUAUUCUCAAAGGUGAAGAUGGGGAAGUUGACUUGUCAACUGACGCGCUCAAUGGCAUCGUCAGAUACAACAUGAGGAAGAGUUUGGAUCUGGAACAGGAGGGCUGUUACCUGCAAGUAGGCCAGAAGACACGCCUAGAGGAGUGUGGCUUCAACACGACAUCCAAGACCAUCUUUGUAAUACAUGGCUGGACGAUGAGCGGUAUGUUUGAACGCUGGAUGCACAAGUUGGUGUCGGCACUGAUGCAGCGUGAAAACGAGGCCAACGUGGUGGUGGUUGACUGGAUACCACUGGCUCAGCAACUAUACCCUGAUGCCGUCAACCACACGAAAGACGUCGGUCUCAAUAUUGCCAACAUGCUCAACUGGCUUCAGGAUGAGCAGCAGCUGCCUCUGAAGACUGUGCACCUGAUUGGCUACAGUUUGGGUGCUCACGUAGCUGGAUAUGCAGGAACAUUUGUAAAAGGGACCAUCGGCAGAAUCACUGGUCUAGACCCAGCAGGACCUAUGUUUGAAGGUGUGGAAGAGCAGAACCGACUCUCCCCUGAUGACGCAGACUUUGUGGAUGUUCUGCAUACUUACACUCGGGAGGCCUUGGGUGUGAGCAUCGGAAUCCAGCAGCCAAUCGGAGAUGUUGACAUCUACCCCAACGGUGGCGAGGUGCAGCCUGGCUGUGCGCUCGGCGACGUGCUGGCGGUGGCAGGAAAUUUCAUGGAGGUGAUGAAGUGUGAACACGAGCGUGCGGUGCACUUGUUCGUGGACUCCCUGAUGAACAAGGAGCACGUGAGCUUUGCCUUCCAGUGCACCGGCCCGGAUCGCUUCAGGAAAGGAAUCUGCCUCAGCUGCCGCAAAAACCGCUGCAACAACAUCGGCUACAACGCCAGAAAGAUGCGCAAGAGGCGGAACAGUAAAAUGUACCUGAAAACGCGUGCCGACACUCCCUUCGGAGGCUACCACUAUCAGAUGAAGAUGCACGUGUUCAACAGGAAACAAGCAGAUGAUGCAGAUCCCACCUUUUUCGUCAAGUUGUACGGCGCUCACAGCGAUACUGGGAACUUGCUUGUUGAUGUCUAUGAUGAAGCAGUGGGCCUGAACCACACCAACACUUUCUUGGUGUUCACGGAGGAGGAUAUCGGUGACCUGCUGAAGAUCCGUCUGAGCUGGGAGGGAGACUCUGAAUCCUGGAACUCUGUUUGGAAAAACAUCAAGAAGUCCUUCUGGGCCUGGAACAAGCCGCCUCCCAGGGCCGUACUCGAAGUUCGUCGGAUCCGUGUGAAAGCAGGAGAAACGCAGAAAAAGUUCACAUUUUGCGCCCAAGAUCCUUCAAAAACGGAGAUCUCCCCUGGGGAAUCGGUGACUUUUGUUAAAUGUCGUGAUGGCUGGGAAGUGAAACCAAGAAAACGGGUUCCUAUGUAACAACUUCGCACUGACUUGAGCAUUGUGAACAUGGGGGACCCAACGCAAAUCAGGGAGAAGCACCAUUUUCCUGUCAUUUUUGAGCACUUUUCAAUGGAUUGAUCAGCACAUGGGACGGAGGAUUCAGCUCUUGGUGACUGUGGGAGCUUCUGUUUUCUUGGGACGAGGACUGUCAAGACUUGAAGGACAUUACAAAAGUUUUGCAGGCUGGCAGCACUGGCUAUCCUUUGUGUAAGAUGGCCUGAUGAGCUGCAGAACGUCCCUCUGGACUCGUGAGCUAGAAUACAGAUCUGUGCCAGUGACGCGACGGAGCAGUUGUAGUUGUACAUUUUUAAAUAUUUUAUUUAUGAGAAAGUGAAGCACUUAAGACCAAUGUUAUUUAUCAGAGCACAUCCCAUAAUUCUUCCAGAUGCAGUAUUUGAUGUGUGCAUGUUAGUGUUUUGUCUGUGCCUUUCUGCUGAGAGAUUACUGAUGACGCUUUUAUAGCUGAGGGCUUUUCUGUUGCAUUCAAUUGUUCAGAGACUUUUCUGCACAGUGUUAAUGUGUGAUUUAUGGGGUGUCUGUAAAUAAUGUAAAUACGUCUUUUUGUUAAAAUAAAGUAAUUGU
This is a messenger RNA of Cololabis saira (Pacific saury), 2260 nucleotides long. RefSeq names its product lipase, endothelial (gene lipg). The record is from RefSeq and is a predicted model, not a curated record. The transcript is spliced from 10 exons. The coding region runs from base 161 to 1654 and encodes 497 amino acids. Lineage: Eukaryota; Metazoa; Chordata; Actinopteri; Beloniformes; Belonidae. Gene Ontology annotation, biological process: lipid metabolic process. Gene Ontology annotation, molecular function: protein binding; lipoprotein lipase activity.